UUACAAUGGUGAUCUAUGGGGAGAAAAUACUUGUUGGGCCGCAGGGGAUUGUUUGCUUGCAGUACCACCAGUGGCCACCUGGAAGACGAAGCCCCCUGUACGUCAUCAGUACGCGACUACAACACCACCUCCGUCGGGUCUACACAUCAUACACACACGAGAUCAAGUCUAACAGCUUCUCUCACAACACCAAGACGGGAUACUGGUCACCUUCAUGCUGUGAACGUGAAAGCAGCGAUGUUGGCAAAAGCGGAGGACAAAACGCCACAGAAAGGAGGAGGAAAGAAGAGGCAACACCCCGGCGACGAUGGGAAAGGAGGCGAGAGAAAGAAGAGGGGAAGAGGAGAAGGAGGAGAGAAGAGUCAGGGAGACGGUGGCAGGAAGCGCCUGGACGCCCUGAGCGUGGGCUACUUCCGCAGAGUUGGGGAACGACUCGGUGAAGGCUUUGGAGAUAACGAGGAGAGAGAGAUGUUUGUAGAGAAUGUGCUCUCAGAAGUGAAAGGUAAAGCGGCGUUGGUGGCAAUGGACCAGACCGGGAGCAUCACUCUGCAGCGACUUCUCCCACUCUCCAGUCCCGAGCAGGUGGGAGAGGUGCUGGCUGAACUUGGUGGAGAAUCAGGCUCUGACUUAAAGGUGGUCUCUUGUGAUCGGUGUGGGGGCCAUGUGGUGGAAAGUGCCGUCAGACAGAUGUCCAGAUGGAUUGAGCCAUCGCAGAAGGAGCCAUCUGCUACCACAGAAGAAGAGGAAGAGGAGGAGGAGAGUUGUGGAGUGCUGGAGGCGCAGGUGUUGUCUCUGAGUCAGGUGGUCAGAGACAACUGUGAAGAGUUCAUCACGCAUGUUCACGGCUCACACGUGGUCCGCACACUUUUACACAUGUUGGCCGGCUGCCUGGGACCCCCCCGCUCUGAGUCUCGUCCAGGUGCAAAAGAGCGCAGCGCUGCUCCUCAGCUGACAGACUUUGAGAUUCCCACAUCAUUCUGGUACGAGCUGAAAAGCCUCACUGAGACCUUGAUGGGAAACAUUAAUCUGAGUGUGACAGACGCUGUUGCCAGCGCAGUGUUCCAGACCAUGUUGACUGUAUGUCACAGAAAGCGACCCAAGCUCUGCAAACAGCUCCUCAAACGCAUCAUGGAGUACCUGACAAGUCGCAGUGCCGCUCCGGGAGUGAGUCCACUCCUGGUCUUUCUAAAGGACCAGGCCUCUAGCCACCUCAUCGAGACGAUCAUCCAGCUAUCCCACAAACCCCUUCUUCGUGAUCUCUACAAGAACCAUCUCAAGGGUCAGCUGGUCGAUCUGGCCCUCCAUCCAAUCGCCAACUUCCCCAUCCAGAGGCUGACCUCGGCCUCGGCCAAAUACAAACUGUUCAUGGGGUUGUUUGAUGAGCUGGUCCAGGGUGUGGAGGCCAUCUUGGCUGCAGGUCACAUGGGGGUGAUCAUCCAUCUGGCAGAGAGCUGUGCGGAGAGUGAGGAGAAACAGGACGAGCUGCUGCAGUGUCUCCUGCGUGCGUUCCACUGCGCUGAGCCUGGCUCCCGACACGACAGUUGCCUCCCCCUCUUCAUGUCCCUGCUCACCUACGAGGUGUACUACCACUGUGACACAGAAGAGGGCAGCAGCAGCACGCAGACAGAGGUCCCACUGUCCUCCAUCUGUUACCACGGCUCGCGGCUGGUCCAGGCGCUGGCCAGGUUCAAGGAGCGCUCGCUCCUCCUUAGCAGCCUGCGCACCCUGAACCCUGCCGACCUCCUGACGCUGGCCUCUGACCCCGCGGGCAGCCACGUCCUCCAGGCCCUCAUAACCACAUCCAGCGACAAGGGGAGGGGCAAGAUCCUCAGGAGAUUGGAGGGUCUGUAUGUCCAAAUGGCCUGCUCCAGGUUGGGCAGUCGUGUGCUGGAAGCAAUAUGGAACAGUGCAUCAGUCAAUCAGAGGCAAAGCAUCGCGCAGGAACUCGUUCCGAGUGAAAACCAGCUGCGGUCGAAUCAGUUUGCUCGUCACGCGUGGGCCAAGUUUGCCCUCUCCCACUUUGUACACAGACGACCCCACUGGCAGGAAAUACAGACCGGCGAGUCCAAGAAGCGCAAGCUUUUCAGUGACAUUCUGGAGUAGAAAGUACACAGUUGUACAAUCUAUUGUUGUAUUUUGCUGAAUUCUUUGAUAAAAAUUGAAAUAUAAAAUUGC
This is a messenger RNA of Scophthalmus maximus (turbot), 2175 nucleotides long. RefSeq names its product nucleolar protein 9. Gene Ontology annotation, cellular component: nucleolus; 90S preribosome; preribosome, small subunit precursor. The record is from RefSeq and is a predicted model, not a curated record. The coding region runs from base 16 to 2103 and encodes 695 amino acids. Gene Ontology annotation, molecular function: RNA binding. The transcript is spliced from 12 exons. Gene Ontology annotation, biological process: endonucleolytic cleavage in ITS1 to separate SSU-rRNA from 5.8S rRNA and LSU-rRNA from tricistronic rRNA transcript (SSU-rRNA, 5.8S rRNA, LSU-rRNA); endonucleolytic cleavage in 5'-ETS of tricistronic rRNA transcript (SSU-rRNA, 5.8S rRNA, LSU-rRNA); endonucleolytic cleavage to generate mature 5'-end of SSU-rRNA from (SSU-rRNA, 5.8S rRNA, LSU-rRNA). NCBI's taxonomy places the organism in Eukaryota, Metazoa, Chordata, Actinopteri, Pleuronectiformes, Scophthalmidae.